CCUCGUGUAAAACUUGUUAUUUUGUAGUUUUAUACAGUAUAGGCGACAUAUAUAAACCCUCGGUUACAAUUGUAUAUUUUUUUAAAUAUAAUGAACGGAAGGUACGCGGACCUUCUCCGUACCAGUAGGGGCGACAAACUUGGUUCAAAAAAAGAAAAAACCCUGAAGGAGAGAGUUACCAAAUAUGGUCAUAAACACCGGCUGCUAAGCUAGUCUGAAAAGAUCUCUGGGAAAAUGUCUGGGUCCUCCAUGCACCUUCCUCCUCCUCCUCCUCCUCCUCCUCCUCCUCCUGCUUCCCCUGCACCUCCAUGGUCAACAGACAACAACAGCAAGAAGAAGAAGCUGUAUCAAACUAUAGGACUCAGCAGAAGUCCAAUUGUGGGCGAUAACACCGAACCUCUUAUGCUUAUUCGUCAACGGGAGAACAGUUUCAGCGCAGACCUCCACUGGAUACUAAUGAACACAUAUGUACCUUCUCUCAUCCAAGAUGGUCCACAGUGCGGCCUGGUGGCUUUGUGUACGGCUGCUCACCUCCUACAGCACGGCGCUGUUGACUUGGACGCCGUUGUUCAGACUGCACGCAGCCGAGGCUUUACAGUACAGGGGGAAAUGUUCUCAGCUUGCAACAUGGCGCUGCUGGCCGAGGAAGUGUACGGAUGUAAAGCAGAGCUGCUGUCAGGGGGAUUGAGUGGCAAUGCUUCAAGGAUUAUAGCACACUUGUGGGCCAGACAGCCGGUUCUCAUCCCAUAUGAUGAAGACUACAACCAUGAGCCAUGCCAGCGUGGUGGCCACAGGGCGCACUGGGCCGUGGCUUCAGGUGUUCUCCUCGGUGUGGAACCGGGCAGCGUAAGCUCAGAACAGACUCAGCCCGACCCCACCCUGCCGUGGAUUCACCUCCACGGAGACUCCUCUUCCUCCUGCUGUCCCGCCGUGGGCAGCUGGAGCCUCAGGGACGUCUACAUCCUGGCCAAGCAGGGUAAGAGUCUACGCUACCAGCUGUGGGGUUGGGACAGCGUCGCCCAUAGCAACGAGCAGCUGAAGGCAAUGGACCCUCAGAGGUCCAGCGAUGGGACCACAUACGUGGUUCCGGAAGGAGGAGUGGAGGCCGGGCUGGCUGGGCAGGCUGUGUUACUGCACACAAGGACCCCGUCAGAAGAAGCCCAGAGAACAAUAUAAGACAUGUUUGUUUUUAUUCAAAUAGCAAGACAUUUUAACGUCAGUAUUUUUACACAUUACUUGACCAUCCUAA
Nerophis lumbriciformis (worm pipefish) is the source of this 1249-nucleotide messenger RNA. RefSeq names its product actin maturation protease (gene actmap). The record is from RefSeq and is a predicted model, not a curated record. NCBI's taxonomy places the organism in Eukaryota, Metazoa, Chordata, Actinopteri, Syngnathiformes, Syngnathidae.